AUGGAGAAGAUCCUCGUCCUGCUGCUGGUCACCCUGGCCGUGGCCUACGCCGUCCCCGACCCCCGCGGGAUCAUCAUGAACCUGGAGGAGGGCGAGCUCUGCAUGAACAGCGCCCAGUGCAAGAGCAAGUGCUGCCAUCGCGCCAGCGGCCUGAGCCUGGCCCGCUGCGCGCCCAAGGCCAGCGAGAACAGCGAGUGCUCCGCCAAGACGCUCUACGGGGUUUACUACAAGUGCCCCUGCGAGCGGGGCCUGACCUGCGAGGUGGACAAGUCCAUCGUGGGCUCCAUCACCAACACCAACUUCGGCUUCUGCCGCGACCAGAGCCGCUCCAGGGAGUGA
This is a messenger RNA of Pipistrellus nathusii (Nathusius's pipistrelle), 339 nucleotides long. Lineage: Eukaryota; Metazoa; Chordata; Mammalia; Chiroptera; Vespertilionidae. The record is from the annotation of a GenBank genome assembly.